GCCACGGAUUAGUGGCAGCUGUGUUUGUGUUUAGAAAAAUAAUUUAAAAAAAAAAGUGGUAUAAUCUUGAAAUUUGAAAAGUUAUCUCGAAUCUGGCGAUUAAAGAGUUAUAUUGUAUGUAAAAUCUAUAUAUUUCGAUCUUAUUUUCCAAGACUGAGUGCUAGAACCUACCGUACACGUCAUGCUUAGGAUAAUAUUCUUACACCCCGAUCUUGGUAUUGGAGGAGCGGAGCGUCUAGUGCUUGAUGCGGCUUUAGCUUUUAGAUCAAAAGGUAAUGAUGUUGCAUUCUUCACGAAUCAUCACGAUACUUCACAUUGUUUCGCAGAAACCCGGAAUGGUACUUUCCCAGUUACAGUAAUUGGAGACUGGAUACCCCGAUCUAUAUUCGGAAAAUUCAAGGCAGCCUGCGCGUAUGCGCGAAUGGUCUAUGCAGCUAUAUAUUUGGCUUGGUAUGUUAUUCCAGUUGACGAGCCAACAUUAAUAAUUUGCGAUCUUAUAUCUUUCUGCAUUCCAUUUUUGAAGUUGGCAAGAGGACCAGUCAGGGUUGUUUUUUAUUGUCACCAUCCAGAUAAAUUGCUUACAUCAGAAGGAGGCUUUUUAAAAAAGAUAUAUAGGGCUCCACUGAACUGGUUAGAAGAAUGGAGUAUAGCACAUGCUGAUAAAGUAUUAGUCAACAGUAAAUACACUGCUAGAGUAUAUCAGGAUGCAUUCCAGAAAAUAAAAGAUGUCCCUGACAUUUGUUACCCUUCAAUCAAUACAGAGUUUUUCAGAAAUGCUGCACCAAUACCUCUUAAAGAAAUUGUGCCAGUUGGAACUGAUAAAUUUAUUUUCCUUUCCAUUAAUAGAUAUGAAAGGAAGAAAAAUUUACAGCUUGCCUUAAGAGCAUUAGAAAAUUUAAAGAGUAAAAUAACUACUGAGGAUUAUAAUAGAGUCCAUUUAAUUAUGGCAGGUGGUUUUGACCCUAUAAAUUUGGAAAACAUGGAGCAUUACAUGGAACUUACAGAUUUAUGUGUAGAGCUGGGUAUUGAUGAUAAGGUAACAUUUAUGAAGUCGCCAAAAGAUAUUGAAAAAGUAUCAUUAUUGUACAAUUGUAAUGCUCUCAUUUACACACCAUCAAAUGAACAUUUUGGAAUUGUGCCACUUGAAGCCAUGUACUACAGUAAGCCAGUUAUAGCUGUUAACAGCGGUGGGCCUACAGAAACUAUAGUCAACAAUGUUACAGGUUUCUUGUGUGAAGCAAAUGCAGAUGAAUUUUCUGCUGCUAUGUCCAAGCUUAUUCUCAAUCCCGACAUGGGCCAUAGAUUGGGUGAAGCUGGCAGAAAUAGGUUCGACACAAAGUUUUCAUUUGAAGCAUUUACAGAACAGUUAGAUGGCAUAUUGAACAGAGAAAGGCAAAUACUUAUUAAGUCACAAGUGAUUAGAAUUGUGCCGAAAAAGGAAAAAUAGAACAGAGCUGACACUUCACAAUAAGUGAUAUUGUAUAGAGUGUUCUUUAACAUAAAAGUUAAUUACAUUCAAAUUUCAAACUAAAUUUGAUCUCAAAUUAUUACCUGUGUUGCAUAAAGAUCUUAUAUUUAUUGUUUCAAUGACAUACAAUGUUUAGUGUAGUAUAACUUAUAUUCCCUUUCUAGCUCCAUUUUUAAAAGUAAAACCUUCCUCGAUACAGCUUCACACUGCAUGUCAAGUCUAAAAUAAGUUUAAAUUUGCUAAUCAAAUAAGUAUAUUGGUUAUUUGAUAAAUUAAUAAUAUUCAUGAUAUGGUUUUGACUCUUUUCUUUACUUUAUCAAAUCUUGCAAAAAAUUUGUAAGUAUGACUCAUUUAUAAUUUGACACAUAAGAUAAGCAAUCUGUAAGUUGCUAUAAAUAUUAGUCUUUUUGGAAUAUUAAAUUUUAUUUAUAAUAUUUGUUUAUUGUGUAAAUGUGUACUUUUAAUGUCUGCUAAUAGUUCUAUCUUCAUUUAGUUUCGCUUUUGUAAAGAAUAAGUGUUAAAUAAUAUAUAAUAUACAGUAGGUAAUGGUACAUAUAGCAUGUAGUGAGGUGCAUACAUAUAAAGGUAUUUUAAGUAAUUGUUUGUUCUGCUGAUUUAACUUUUCUAACCUCCAUUAUUAUGCACUCUUUUUGACAGUCUCUAUACUAAGCUAAAGGUAAGAGGCUUUGUUUUAGGUUAUUAUAAUACAAUAAGUAAAAUAUAUACACAUAGUUAUAAUAAUUUGUGAUAUAGUUUGUUUUCAUAAUUCUUUGACUUGUCUUCAGUGAUAUUUUGUAUGUAAGUACAUAUUAAUGGUGUAUUUUGUAAAGGCACUAAUAAUUAAUUGUUAACAGCUACGAAAAUUUAUUAAAGGCCACAUAUGUCUAUGAAAAAA
This is a messenger RNA of Leptidea sinapis, 2363 nucleotides long. Its product is annotated as alpha-1,3/1,6-mannosyltransferase ALG2-like. The transcript has a single exon. Gene Ontology annotation, molecular function: alpha-1,3-mannosyltransferase activity; GDP-Man:Man(1)GlcNAc(2)-PP-Dol alpha-1,3-mannosyltransferase activity. The record is from RefSeq and is a predicted model, not a curated record. Bases 182 to 1447 code for a protein of 421 amino acids. NCBI's taxonomy places the organism in Eukaryota, Metazoa, Arthropoda, Insecta, Lepidoptera, Pieridae.